AUGUCUACUGCACAGCUCGCUCAUGCACCCAGAACACACAAGACAUCUAAGAAAACGGUUUUCCCAACCCAAAUCACUAAUGAGCAACAGUCCUUGAUAAUGGUGAAGAAACUCUUUGCUACUUCUAUCUCCUGUAUAACCUAUCUAAGGGGCCUGUUUCCAGAGAGUUCUUAUGGAGAGCGCCAUUUGGACGAUCUAAAUUUAAAAAUUCUUCGGGAAGACAAAAAAUGUCCUGGGUCACUGCAUAUUAUCAAAUGGAUUCAAGGUUGUUUUGAUGCUUUGGAAAAGAAAUACCUGCACAUGGCUGUACUUACACUUUACACAAAUCCCAAGGAACCUGAGAAAGUGACUGAAAUAUAUCAGUUCAAAUUCAAAUACACAAAAUACGGAGCCACUAUGGAUUUUGACAGCAGUAAUACAAGUUUUGACAGUAGAGGAAGCAGUGAAGAUAUUAAGAGAGCCAGUAUCCUACUGAUCCGGAAAUUAUACAUACUGAUGCAGAACCUUGAACCCCUUCCUAACGAUGUGAUUCUUACCAUGAAACUCCAUUAUUAUAAUGCAGUGACUCCGCAUGAUUACCAACCCCCUGGCUUUAAAGAAGCCGUAAACUCACACUUCCUGCUGUUUGACGGGGAUCCUGUAAACAUGCAUGUUGGGGUAGUCUCCACUGGCUUUCAUAAACUAAAAGUAAAGGUAACCACGGAGACCAACAGAGUGUCCGACCCGGAGGACAGCAUGACCGAGAUCGUCCAUCAGGGCCUGGACUAUGAGGAGGAGGAAGAGGAGUACAGCAAUCAAGUAAGGCCAAGUUCUGGUGAGCCUCCACUGCUUCAGUUAAAUACAGUGGACCCCUUUCCAUUUCAACACGGGGCAGCUCACAAUAACAGAGUCCAGCAGGGCAUGCCAGGUGCUCCCGCCACGGUGUGCUGUUCCCAGGCAGGUCCCCACAAGGGACAGGCCAUCAAGGACGAGGACCUUGAAAACUGUGAGUCAAAAUGA
Dipodomys spectabilis (banner-tailed kangaroo rat) is the source of this 999-nucleotide messenger RNA. RefSeq names its product HORMA domain containing 2 (gene Hormad2). NCBI's taxonomy places the organism in Eukaryota, Metazoa, Chordata, Mammalia, Rodentia, Heteromyidae. The transcript is spliced from 10 exons. The record is from RefSeq and is a predicted model, not a curated record. The coding region runs from base 1 to 999 and encodes 332 amino acids.